This is a messenger RNA of Chironomus riparius, 804 nucleotides long. Lineage: Eukaryota; Metazoa; Arthropoda; Insecta; Diptera; Chironomidae. The record is from the annotation of a GenBank genome assembly.
AUGAAGUUUUUAACCUCGAUCGUUUCGUUAAUUCUAUUAACAUCGGCUCACAUCAAUGCCAACAAACAUGAUGCUGAUUUACUUUCUGUUAUUAAUAAAAUGAAGUCAAUCAAUUUAAGGGACUUUAACGAGGUUAUGAAAACAGUUUCAACAGAAGUUCUUAUGUUCAUUUCAUUUUUCGAUUCAGCUUGCGUUACUAAAAAACUCGGUGUUGACAAUGUUGCUCAAAGUUCAAUUUAUGAUAUUCCAAAUUUAAAACAAUUUCAAGAAGCAAGCAAAACAAAUUUAAAAAUCAUCAGUGCGAUUGAAAAUGCUGCAAGAAUUUGUUCAAGGAGCUUCCCGUAUGCUGCAAAUAUUGGAAUUACACAGAAUAUUGAAAUGCGUGAAGGCUCACUUCAGUUUAUUUUUUCUGUAACAAAAGAUAAUCCAAAGAAGGCAACCGAAUGUUUCAAAUGGUCAUUAGCUCAAAGUAAACCAGAAUCACCUCUUUUUAAUGGAUUCGAUGUUAGUUCCAUAACGUUUUCUGAUGAAGAAUGUGCAGCAGCUACUUCAACUGAAGACUUAUCAAAUUUGGCUGAAUACAAAAUAAUCAAGAGUAAUAUCAAAUCAUGCAAUGCAGAAACUUUUGGACAGAUCAAAACAAUAGCUGGAAGUAUUUUUGAAAAAUACUUAUUGUCGACACUCGAAGGAACUCCUGAAUUCAAUGAACUUGAAGCAGACAUUAAUGCAUCAGCUGUUAAUGCUGAAGUCCAACUUUUAGAAGCUCAAAUCAAAUGUUAUUUAGAUGAUUUGGAAAAUGAGUAA